AUGGCGGCAGGGGCCUCAGCUCGCCCGGCGUCGUUACCCCCCCCUCCUUCCCCCGGGCAGGGGCCGGACGGGCCGCGUCGCCAUAUUGGCUGUUGUCCUGGCUGCAGCGGCGCGCUCGCCAUGACUCGCAGGCGGAACAAGGCGGUGGCGGCGGCGGGCGGCGGCUCCGGGCCCCGCCGUGAGAGGGUGGGGGGUGCCGAGGUUGCGCCUCCUCCUCCUCCCCCUCCUCCUCCUCCUCCUCCUUUGCCGCCGCCGCCAGAGCCGCCCGCCCCGCCUGAGGUGGCGGCGGGGAGCAGCGGGGAGCCGGGCAGAGCCGCGCAGGUGCUGCCCACUGCCAACCAGUCAGUGCAGACGUGCUGCCUGCUCUGUCACCGGGAGCGCAAGGACUGGGGAGGGCUGUCCCACAAUGGGCUGGUUUCCCCAGGCGAGAGGCUGCCACCCGACUUUGUGCCAACGCUGGUGCAGAACCUCUUGGGAGAAAUGCCACUGUGGAUCUGCCAGAGCUGCCGGAAGAGCGUGGAGGAGGAAGAGCGGCGGGCGGUGCAGGAACAGGCCCUGGCGGUCUCGUUAUCCCACACAUCCUGCAAGUCACAGUCUUGUGGGGGUGGCUCCCACUCCUCUUCCUCCUCUUCGUCCUCUUCCUCCUCGUGCCACGGGAACUCAGGGGACUGGGACCCCAGCUCUUUCUUGUCUGCUCACAAGCUCUCGGGCCUCUGGAACUCGCAGCACACCAACGGGGCCACACAAGGCAGCCCCCUCGGGGGUACCCCUGCUGCACUAGGUGACAAGCACCCCGGCCUGUCUCUCUCUCCAGAGUGCGUCAGCCAGGCACCUGCUGUGGCACCGGGGCUGAAGGCCUGUCCCUACAGCCACACAGCCUCCCCCACCUCCAGCAGCGCCACCCCGGGCUCACCUCUGCCUACCUCACUCGACUUCUGCAAGACGCUGCCGAAGCAGUUCAAAAGCAUGUGCCGGAGGGCCACCCCACCAGGUGAGGCCUUCCACUCCUCAGAGCAUCAUCAGCACUCGGACCUCACUGCUCCUCCCAACAGUCCCACCGGCCUCCACUCCCAGCCGCCAGCGCUUAUGCCCUCCAAGCAGACAUCUGCCCAUCCGGGGCCCUUUGGCUCCUCACCCCACAUCCCACUGGGCACCUCCCCACAGGCUGCACUCUUCCCUGCGCCCAGCGCACAGGCAGCAGCCCCGAAGCCGGCAUCCGAGUCGCCUCCUGCUGGCACAGUCUCACACAGCCCGGGGUCAUGUAAGAGCCCUCACCUGCCCCCUGCCAAUGUGCCACUGCUGAAGAUGCCGCCUCCACUGUCAGGCUGCACUCAUCCCUGCAACGGGCACUGCAGCACUUCGCUCAUCCCUCCUCCUGCCUCCCACCAGCUGCCCAGCACGAACAGGGACCCUUCUUGCAAAGGGCACAAAUUCCCAAACGGUACCAGCUGCCACCCGCCACAGCCGUGUGAGGCAGAUGAGGGGCUCGGGGAGGAUGAGGACAGCAGCUCGGAGCGCAGUUCCUGUACCUCCUCCUCCACCAACCAGAAAGACGGGAAGUUCUGCGACUGCUGCUACUGUGAGUUCUUCGGCCACAAUGCGCCCCCAGCUGCUCCAACGAGCCGCAACUAUGCUGAGAUCCGGGAGAAGCUGCGUUCGCGCCUCACCAAGAGGAAAGAGGAGCUGCCACAGAAACUAGGGCACAACAGCAGCUUAGGAGAGCCGGCUGUGGACCACCGCAAUGUGGAUGAAUUGCUGGACUACAUCAACAGCACAGAGCCCAAACCCUUGAACAGUGCCAAGGCGGCCAAGCGGGCACGGCACAAGCAGAAGAAGAAGGAGAAGGAGAAAGCCCAGCUGGAGGCAGAGGCCCAGAAGCGAGCAGAGCGUGCCCCUGCAGCCAACCAGGCCAGGGAGCCGGCUGAGGAGAAGCUGCUGGAGUGGCCUGAGCUGGAGCUGGAGCGGGUGAACAGCUUCCUCAGCAGCCGACUGCAGGAGAUCAAAAACACAAUCAAGGACUCCAUCCGGGCCAGCUUCAGCGUCUAUGACCUCAACCUGGAUGUCAACGACUUCCCCAAGAAGGCAGCUGUCCUGGAGCAGAAGAACCUGCUCUCCCACCUCAAUGGCUCCUCGGACCUGCAGGACAUAGACCUGGCCCUGGCGCCACUCAGCCUGGGCCCUGCUAAGAGCCAUGCGUUGCUGCGGGGUGAGCCGAGUCCCCGAUGGGCUGAGGGGCCUGGGGAGCCGCCGCCAGCCCCAGCGGUGGAGAACGGCGUGGUGAAGCGCCUCAGCGCCGUGCCCAGCCUCUCCCGCAUGAUCUGGGUGCAGUCCAAGUCUGCAGACUCUGCCACGGAUGGAAGUGGUCUGAGCCCGGAGCCCAAGGAGGUACCGCAGCCUAAGGGACCGGAGCUGCCUGAGCCGGUGCCUACUGUGAGCCGGCAGCGGAAGAACAAGCGGCAGAAUGGGCAGGUGAAGAAAGGAGAGGGUGCAGCUGCUGUGCCCAGUGGCCAGGCUCGGCUGGAGAGCCCUGCUGUGAAGGGGCAGGUGCUGGGAACCAAGCUCCCUUCCAAGGCCGGUGCCCUGGAGCCUCAGCGGGCGAGCAGCUGUGCUGAACCGGGGGAAAGCGGCAAGGGGCAACCCUGGGGCUUCGGCAGCACCAGGCCAGAGAAGGAGAGAAGUGACGAGUGGAAAGGCCGGAGGGGAGAGGGCAAAGCAGAACUGCCAGAGCCAGUGCAGCAGCAGCCGCCUGCUCCGGCUGCUGGAGACCGGCAGCUGCCUGCCACCCCUGCCCUGGGAGGCUCGCCCCAGCCCAAGGGAAAGAGCAGAAAGAGCAGGAAUAAGGUGGAGAAAUCCAAUACCUCGAUCGAUGAUGUAUUCCUGCCCAAGGACCUGGAUGGGGCGGAGAUGGAUGAGACAGACAGAGAAGUGGAGUAUUUCAAGAGGUUCUGCCUGGACUCAGCCAAGCAGACGCGGCAGAAGAUGGCGGUGAACUGGACCAACUUCACCCUGAAGAAAACCACUUCCAGCGCAGCCCAGUGAGGUGCUGGGGGGGCUGCCCCCCACCCAUGGCCCCUCGCCUCUCCGCACUGUGCCCCUUCCCGGUCUCGGUGGGGUCCCCUCCAUCUGUGGGGAUCCCCGGUGCUCUCCCACCCCGCGGGGGCCCCCCGGGGCUCCCCCCGUCCUCCUCUUCCUCCCCCCGCGGGGUGACCCGGCCGCCCCCUCCCCCUCUCCCUGCGCCGCGGGGAAGGCCCGUGCUGGACCCAAUAAAGAACUUUUUAAUUUUUUA
Cuculus canorus (common cuckoo) is the source of this 3286-nucleotide messenger RNA. It is a transcript of the gene FAM193B, whose product is annotated as family with sequence similarity 193 member B. The record is from RefSeq and is a predicted model, not a curated record. Gene Ontology annotation, cellular component: cytoplasm; nucleus. NCBI's taxonomy places the organism in Eukaryota, Metazoa, Chordata, Aves, Cuculiformes, Cuculidae.